Messenger RNA from Encephalitozoon intestinalis ATCC 50506, 291 nucleotides. RefSeq names its product Skp1-like protein. Gene Ontology annotation, molecular function: protein-macromolecule adaptor activity. The record is from RefSeq and is a predicted model, not a curated record. Gene Ontology annotation, biological process: ubiquitin-dependent protein catabolic process. NCBI's taxonomy places the organism in Eukaryota, Fungi, Microsporidia, Unikaryonidae. The transcript has a single exon. Bases 1 to 291 code for a protein of 96 amino acids. Gene Ontology annotation, cellular component: elongin complex.
AUGGAAAGCAAAGUAAAGGUGAUUUCUUCGGACAACAAGGUGUUUGUUCUUGACUAUGACGUCUCCAUACAAAGUCAAACACUUCGAACAUUUUUUAGCCGGCCAGAAAUGUUCCUAGAAUCUAUCUCCAGGGAGGUUAAGCUUCCGGUCAAAUCACGGCAUCUGAAGAGGAUUGUCGAGUUUCUGGAAUUUAAGUAUCUUUCAGACUCAGAUAAGGAACCUAAGGAGUUUAAAGUUAGUGACUCAGAAGCUUUGGAACUUCUGGAUAUUGCUGUAUAUCUCAAAAUCUAG